GCAACACGCGGCCGUGUAGCGCGCCUUAACAAGGGCUUGCGAACUCAAACUCUUUGGAGUCCUUGCGAUUUUUUUUUAUUUGUGAUUGUGAUAAGUGCCUGGUGAAUUUUGAGGAUAAAAGAACAGAACUUUAGACACGUAAUAUGCGGAACAGGAUCGCUGUUAUAAAAUGGCCAUUAAAAAGUUUGUCUGCACGCCAAGUUGGGACGACAGCCCACUGCUACCAAGCCGCUGAAGGAGCCCCAACACAAACAGUGCCACCCCUGGCGCGAUGUCCUAUCCCCGGUCACCGCUCCCGGUCAACCCACGCCGCCAUAGACUCGACCGUCUUCGACACACUCUCAGUGCCUUCUGUCAAGUCCUGGGAUGAAGUGCCCGGCCCGAAGCCUCUCCCGCUGCUGGGGAACACCUGGAGAUUCAUACCUUAUGUUGGAGGCUACUCCGUAGAGCAUUUGGACAAAGUGUGUCUGUCUCUUCGCCAGCAGUACGGCAAGUGCGUCAAGAUGACCGGUCUUCUUGGUCGGCCCGACAUGCUGUUCGUGUUCGACGCUGGUGAGGUCGAGAGGGUCUUUAGAGGAGAGGACGCUGCUCCUCACAGACCUUCAAUGCCAUCGCUAAAUUACUAUAAACACAAACUGAGAAAGGAUUUCUUUGGAGUCGAAGAAAACUGCGCCGGAGUCAUUGCUGUUCACGGCGACGCGUGGGCAGCGUUCCGCAGCAAAGUAUCAAGGGUGGCGCUGAGCGCGAGUGCGGCUGCGCAGUACACCGAGCCCGUCGCUCAAGUCGCAGACGCAUUCGUUGACAGGUUACGACAAGUAAGAACUGACGCCAUGGAGACACCUGAAGACUUCCUGAAUGAAGUGCACAAAUGGUCUUUAGAAUCAUUAGGUCUAAUAGCUUUAGAUACAAGACUGGGUUGCUUCGAAGCUACAGACGGGUCAGAGAGUCAGCGGUUAAUUGACGCUGUUCAGACGUUCUUCCUGUGCGUGGGGGAGUUGGAGCUGCGAGCGCCCUGGUGGAGAAUCUACCCCACGGCCAUGUUCAGGAGAUAUGUCGCUGCUCUUGAUACAAUUCUCAGUGUAACUCUUAGCCACGUCGACAGAGCGCUAGAGGAAACCAGGUCUGGUGGUACCAAGUCAUUGCUUCAGGACUUGGUGGCAGCUGCUGGCCCCAGGGUGGCUGCUGUGGCAGCUCUGGAUAUGUUCUUAGUGGGGAUCGACACGACAUCGAACGCGGUAGCUUCAACACUAUACCAACUAUCACUAAGGCCUGAGGUCCAGGACAAGCUAUACGAAGAGAUCUCUAAAGUCCUACAAGGCCGGCCGAUGAGACCUGGUGAUAUCAACCAAAUGCCAUAUCUGAGGGCAUGCAUCAAGGAAGUGAUGAGGAUGUUCCCCGUUGUUAUUGGCAAUGGCAGGCAAUUAACCAAAGACACUGUGAUAUGCGGCUACAAUAUACCCAAAGGCACACAAGUAGUAUUCCAGCAUUACGUGAUGGGAAACAGCGAUGAGUUCUUUUCAAACUCAUCAGAGUUCAGGCCAGAGAGAUGGCUGCGGCGGUCUCCCAAUCAGGCUCAUCAUCCCUUCGCCUCCCUGCCCUUCGGUUUCGGCAAGAGGAUGUGUCUAGGAAGACGGUUUGCUGAGCUGGAAAUACAUACUGUUAUUGCUAAGGUAGUCCAAGCUUUCAAAUUGGAGUACCACCAUGAACCUAUGGAGUACCACAUCCACCCAAUGUACACACCCAACGGACCUAUACGGUUAAAACUAAUAGAACGAUAAACAGUCUUUCUGAUAACCAUGUGUUAGUAUUUUAAAAGUCUAUUCCCAAACCCGGUUAAAUACUCACAUCUCUGGAGAGGAGUCCGGGUUGUAUUUUCGACUAAAGACAUUAUGUUUUAUGUUUUAAUUGCCUUCGUAUCAUAAACAAAUUGAAGGUGGCGUAUUUCUCUUUGUGGCACUGUACGAUAAUUUUUUUUUUAUAUAUGUAAGUAUACAGCUCACAAUCUCAUGACUGUAAACUAAAAGUCUACCAGUUCAUCUUUAUAUUUACUAUACCUUUAUGCCGAGUUGUAGUCACAAAUAUAGAAACUUAAAUAAUUUUCUUUUGACGUUGGUUUAAUGGGGCAAAUUUGGGGUCUUAUGAACCCACGUCAGAAACGGGAUAGUCUGGUAAUUACGCCUUCUGACCUCCAUGACUUAGUAGAAUAAGACUACUUAAUUUUACGUUGUAGUGUUCCAUUCAGUUGCUUGUGAGUUUCUUUUUCUUGUGAUUCAGUGCAGAAAUACUGCACGAUGUUUCCA
Amyelois transitella is the source of this 2300-nucleotide messenger RNA. RefSeq names its product probable cytochrome P450 49a1 (gene CYP49A1). The record is from RefSeq and is a predicted model, not a curated record. Lineage: Eukaryota; Metazoa; Arthropoda; Insecta; Lepidoptera; Pyralidae. The coding region runs from base 144 to 1778 and encodes 544 amino acids. The transcript has 13 exons. Gene Ontology annotation, molecular function: heme binding; oxidoreductase activity, acting on paired donors, with incorporation or reduction of molecular oxygen; iron ion binding.